This is a messenger RNA of Suillus plorans, 942 nucleotides long. RefSeq lists its product as uncharacterized. The coding region runs from base 1 to 942 and encodes 313 amino acids. The record is from RefSeq and is a predicted model, not a curated record. Lineage: Eukaryota; Fungi; Basidiomycota; Agaricomycetes; Boletales; Suillaceae. The transcript has 8 exons.
AUGGAUAGGUUAGGCGCGCACCGUAGAAAAAGACACGAGCGCACCAUAAAUUCAUCCAGAUCAACACGACAAAACCUGUCGUCCGCAUGGUUAGAGCGUCGCGUGCACGAGGAAAUCCAAGAGGUUCACAGCGUCAUGGAUCUCCUGGACAACUACCGGUCAGAUGCCACAAUGGAGGAUUCGGACGGAUGUGAUAGCACCAUCGACUCCAAAGCUGGACUCGAUACCCUCAAUGCUAUUCUACCGUCUGAAUCUUCGCACGACCCCUGCUUCGGGCUACAGCAUGCACCCCAUGAAGCAUCAUUCGGGGUUGUGGAAUCGUCAUCAGAAGGUACAGAAGGCUUAUUGCCCCAUGGCGCCCGCAGUUGUGCCGACUAUGUAACUCAGCCUCAGCACAGCAUGUACUCUGCAGGCAUUCCGGCAUUUCCUGACCCGCGUGUCAUGGAAUUGUCAUCAGAUGGUGUGGAUGCUCGCUUCGAUUUACCACUCCAUGGCGCGUCCGAUUCCGUCCAUGAGCCCGCUGCAAAACCCUUCCAGGGAAUUUAUUUCGAGGGAAAUGCUCCAUUGAGUUCUGCAGCCAGACCCGACGCGGAACUGUUUGUCCCCGUUGAGCAGGCCACCUUGGUGGAUGAAAGCACACCCUUGAUUUCAUUCGCUACUUCGAGUGAGGUCGAGCCAUCAAUAUCGGCAGAGAAAGCCCUAAAGAUAGUUCCUAUGUUCCACGACUACACCUCCAGCAUUCCUCUUGGAGAUGUCAUGAUUGAUCCCUUGGAGAUCUUUCAAGGCAAGCUCAUUUUGAAGCCACACAGGUUUACUACUUGUGCAAAGACUCGGUUCGGAAUGGUAUGCAAUCGAAUUUUUAUGGCCAUAGCAGGCCAUUUUAAGUUCGGCUAUCUCAAGGGAGACGCGACGCAACUAGGUUUAGUUGCACGCUUCGAGUAA